This is a messenger RNA of Notothenia coriiceps (black rockcod), 1966 nucleotides long. It is a transcript of the gene syap1, whose product is annotated as synapse associated protein 1. The annotation marks the transcript as partial. Gene Ontology annotation, biological process: regulation of short-term neuronal synaptic plasticity; TORC2 signaling. Gene Ontology annotation, cellular component: cytoplasm; nucleus; Golgi apparatus. NCBI's taxonomy places the organism in Eukaryota, Metazoa, Chordata, Actinopteri, Perciformes, Nototheniidae. The record is from RefSeq and is a predicted model, not a curated record. The transcript is spliced from 6 exons.
AUGCAGCGGUGCCUCCCUGGGUCGGCUACAAUGAGGAGGAGACAAUCCAGCAGCAGAUCCUCGCUUUGUCCGCUGACAAGAGGAACUUCCUGCGCGACCCUCCCGCUGGAGUUCAGUUCCACUUCGAGAUGGAGCAGAUGUAUCCCAUGGCUGCAGUGAUGCUGGAGGAAGACCAGCUGCUCAACCGCAUGCGCUUCGACCUGGUGCCUAAACAUGUGAAGGAGGAGGCUUUCUGGAGGAAUUAUUUCUACCGGGUGUCUCUGGUUAAACAGUCGGCCCAGCUCACAGCGCUGGCAGCGCAGCAGCAGCAGAAGGACAGUGAGGACCGAGGGGCCGGGGUCUCACCUGAGGACGUCGUCUUAACAGACAACGCCAGACCAAAAACUCCACCAGUUUCCAUCAAAAACACACAGGAGCCAGCACACGAGGAAGAGGAGGAGAUGUCGAUGAGUCCCGGGGUGUCCGAGUUUGUGAGCGACGCUUUCGACUCGACAGGCAUCGACCAGGAGGAUCUGCGGAAAGAGAUGGAGCAGCUGGUGCUGGACAAGAAGGACAGCCCCCAGUCCCUCGAUGAAGAGACAGCGGACUGGGAGAAGGAGCUGCAGCAGGAGCUCCAGGAGUACGAGGUGGUGUCGGAGUCAGAAAACAGAGACGAGCAGUGGGAUCAGGAGAUCGAGAAGAUGCUCCAGGCCGACGAAAGCUAGACCAACCCCACGAGUCUGUGUCCUGUUCGGUGGUCUGGCCAGCAAUGGAGGAAUAAGUGACCAUUGCUGCACGGGGGGGGAUGAACUUCUACAAUGUGCUCCAGCCAACUGUGAUUACUAUGUUGUAAACAUCCUUUUCCAGCUAAUGAAGGUGUAGAUCCUAUAAAGUGCAAGAGAGUGUCACCUCUGCAGGAAACAGUGCAGGCAUUCGUAGUAAGUGCUUCUUCACUUCUCCUUCCUACCUUACUUUUAUCUACUCACUUUCCUCAACUUUCCUUUUUUUUUGUCAAGGGAAAGCCGCUAGAGGGCGCUCCAGUACAACAUUUCUAUAAUGGAGGUUGCUUAAAAAGACAAAACGUGUAUUUCGAUUUCCACAGCGUCUUUCUGGGUGGGUUGUACAGCAAGGUCUUGGUAGAGUUAUAGUACAGUAAAGUCAAAUGUAAAGUUACAUUUAUGUAAAUAUAGAGGAUUCUAAUACUAUAGUCAAGAUGCAUUCCCCACCAUUACAUCUGCUUAUUUUACAUUUUGUAUGGCAUACUCCUGUGUGUACGUCUGCUUUUCUUUGUUUCUCUACAACUGAAAUACUGUACGUGUAUUAAAUGUCAUCCUUUAAUAAACUUAAAUCUAUUAUUAUGAAAUAAAUGGAGUAUUCAAAUGUACUUUUUACUGUCACACAUCUACACAGCACAACACACAGUGUCAUUUAGACUGCAUUUAACCUAAUGUAGUCUUAAAAGCCGGGGAGCAAUCUCCCCCUUCAGGUGUAUUCAUUGGCUCAAUGUAAUGUUGUAAUGUUGAGACAUACCACAAAGCUAAAGGCUACAAACCUUUCACACUACCACUUCCUCAUUUCCUGUCUGCUCUUUGAUAGUAGAAUGUAAUACAAUCUGAAACCAUAACAAUAAGUCAAAAAAAACAUCGCUGUUAUAGGCUUGACAUCGAGUAGUGUAAUCAUGACAACGCAACCACGACAAAGCUACGGCCGUGUUUAUGUUUAAUGUCCCUACCUAGCCACUGGUUAGCUAUGACUUUCUCAAAAUCUCUUAUGCUUGAGUUAACCCCAGACUUGAUUCAGUCAUCUAACCAAAACCCAUCAAAACGAUUGAUUUCGAGACAAGACUUGAAUUUAGGACUCAUUCCUGCAAUACACUAUUCAAAUCUGGCUGGGGCUUUCUUGCAAUUUCCUGUCUGCUCUUUGCUAUGUAUGAUGUAAUAUAGUAUAUGUUUGAAAAAAUGUAAUAAAAACAUUAUUGUUUAUCUUC